Desarmillaria tabescens is the source of this 638-nucleotide messenger RNA. RefSeq lists its product as uncharacterized. The record is from RefSeq and is a predicted model, not a curated record. NCBI's taxonomy places the organism in Eukaryota, Fungi, Basidiomycota, Agaricomycetes, Agaricales, Physalacriaceae. The transcript has 5 exons. The coding region runs from base 211 to 585 and encodes 124 amino acids.
GAAUUUUUGUGUGCAAGGAUGCUCGAUUACUUGCAGUUUUUAAACCUUUGUUGUAUGACUGUGCAGAACUCACUACACUUGCAUCACAGAGCAAUAAUCAUGGCGAGGUAUCCUGGACCUCUUUCGGAUCGCAACCUUACCGCUGUCUAGUUGCACUAGACAAGCAGAAUUCGCGGAUGAUAAUAAACCGCUGCUAUCACAGAUUUGCCUAUGCGCGAUAUGAUACUCCUCCGGCGAUUAUAUGUAUUUUGGAUCAAAAGCUUGAAUAUAUACAUUAUUCUGGUACUCGAUGGUUAUUCUCGCAGUCUGCGGAUACAUUUCCAUAUACAGCCAAUAGAGACUCGCUCUCUGGCCAGAACCAAUCCGUAUCUUGUAGCUGUGGUUGCAGGUUUCAUUUGGGCUCUCUCUCUAGCGACACAUCUCUCCGUUGCUACCUUGAUCGUGGCUCGUAUCUUGUGGAUGUCCCGAUUGACAGCGUCUCAGAAUAUUAUCCCUGAGUACCACCCAAACACGCUCUCUUUUAAAGCUGCUCAGCAGCAGAAUCGCGGCACACACACUAUAAGCCUCUACGUCACUUUGGUCUGAAUGUUUAAUAUGGCUGAAACUUGCAUAGCACACCAAGAUUAGGAACGAUGUGC